CAGUGAUAGUUUUUGUUUACUUUGCAUCUAUCCUGUCAGUCCUCUAAAUAUACCAAACCCACUGUUUAUAAACAAAGUUCCACUAAAAAACUCAGAAAUUACUUAAAAUGCGUUUCAUAAUCAAACAUGCAAGCUGUGGUGGUGAACGUGUAGGUAAUCUUACUGGAUUUGCUAAGAUGAAAACGGCAGUAAUUGAAACACCUACUGCAGCUCUCCUCACACAGGGUGGCAGCGUUGUUCAUCUGACAGUAGAUGUUUUGUCUAAAGUUUUUACAAGUCCACAUCUACUCUGGGUACCACUAUCCAAUUCUGCACGACUUGAAAUUGGUGUAAAGGCUCAAGGUGAAGGGAUAGCUAAAUUUGCAGGACUUCAGGGUCAUGUUACUUGUGCCACAUUGCAUAAUGCCAGUGAAAUGACACCACCUGGACAUUUUGAAGCUAAUUUUGUUCCUAUGUGGACUAAAAAUGGAAAAAAAAUGAUAACCGCUGAUAGGUAUAUGGAUAUAAUGGAAAUCUACACACCUGAUAUACUGUUAGCUAUUGCAGAUAGUCAUAUUACUCUAAAUGAAGGACAAAAACGAAUAAGUAAAUCUGUAGAAAGGUCACGUGUUUUAUUGGAUACUUGUGUGAAUAGAUAUGUAAAUUCCAAACGGUUACAAGAUUGUGCUCUUAUUGGUGUUAUAACUGGUACAGGGAUAAAUGAAAAAUGUGAUCAUUGUAUAAAACAUUUACUUACUCAUAAGGAGCAUUUGAAUGGUGUGGCAUUAUCUGGCAUGACAGAUGGCUCAGAAGAAUCAUUGAAAAUUGAAAAAGACAAAUUGGAGACAAUUUUUAAAAGUAUCAGUGAAUCCAUUCCAAGUGAACUUGUAAAGUUCAUAGAGGGCUGUUGGACUCCUGAUAUUAUUAUGACAGCUAUACAAUAUGGAUGGGAUGUUUUUGAUGGAUCCUAUCCUUCUAAACUUACGAAUGCUGGACAGGCGUUAGCUCUUAACUUUGAUGUUGAUAAAAACUGUGAUGAACUGUGUUUAUUGGACCUUAAUGAUGUUCGUUACAAAGAAGAUUUCAGGCCUAUACUGGAAGGAUGUGAGUGUCACACUUGUAAAAAACACACCAGAGCAUAUAUUCAACACCUUUUAAAUACAAGGGAAAUGCUAUCAACAGUAUUACUUAGUAUACAUAAUCUUCAUCACUUCGAUCAAAUGUUCGUGCACGCUCGACGUCACAUAGCAUCCAGUACCUUCGACGUUUAUAAACUACAUAUAGUCAAACAAUAUGAACGAUAUAAACAACAAGUACCGAUUGAAAGUGAUAGUGAAAAAGACAAAGAUACAGUGCAAACAGCAAAGAAAAUUUGUGUGAGUAAUGACGUUCUGGAAAAUGUUAGUAUUUUUAAGUAAUAAUGUUAAAAUGUAAAUGGA
Molecule: messenger RNA, 1418 nt
Organism: Diatraea saccharalis (sugarcane borer)
Lineage: Eukaryota; Metazoa; Arthropoda; Insecta; Lepidoptera; Crambidae
Source: the annotation of a GenBank genome assembly